AAUUUGCCAAUCUGCUUCUAAGUGGCAGUGGCCCUUUUGCUUCCAACAUGGGGCCUUACUACAACAGGGUAAUAAUGGCAGGCAAAAUCAGGGCAAUGACUGUCAACAUGCUUCAAGAUGUCAUGUACCUUGAAAUUAAUGGAAAUGAGUCAUGUUUCAUCUGAAAGAUGUCUGCAGUAGGAAGCCUUGUCAUGAUGUUGCUAUACAAACAGACAGCAAGGAGACAAAGGAGCAGGCCACACAAGCCAGUGACCCCUCCCUCACCCAAGCUGAUGAUACUACACUCACAGUAAAGUGUGAGCUUACAUUGCAAGAUGUGGAGAAUGGAAAGUUUAGG
This is a messenger RNA of Pisolithus orientalis, 337 nucleotides long. RefSeq lists its product as uncharacterized. The record is from RefSeq and is a predicted model, not a curated record. The transcript has 4 exons. Lineage: Eukaryota; Fungi; Basidiomycota; Agaricomycetes; Boletales; Pisolithaceae. The annotation marks the transcript as partial.